Messenger RNA from Brassica napus (rape), 749 nucleotides. RefSeq names its product protein RESTRICTED TEV MOVEMENT 1. Gene Ontology annotation, molecular function: carbohydrate binding. The transcript has 2 exons. The record is from RefSeq and is a predicted model, not a curated record. Bases 16 to 609 code for a protein of 197 amino acids. NCBI's taxonomy places the organism in Eukaryota, Viridiplantae, Streptophyta, Magnoliopsida, Brassicales, Brassicaceae.
UAUGGGCUAUAUUGUAUGAAAUUAAACGUAACAUCAAUAAGAAAGCUUAAGAGAGUUGGUCGUAAAAGAAUGGAAGGAAAGUUGAUGAAGAUAGGACCAGUAGGGAAGCAUGAUGCUAGAAGCACAACAAUUGUUAACUGGGAUGAAGGAAGUCACAAUGGCAUCCUCUCUCAGAUCUUUAUAUCUCAUAAUACCUCAGGAAUCAUGUCUAUUCAGUUCCAGUUCGUGGUAGACGGAAAGUUUGUUUUAUCCGACUGUCACGGUCCAGGUUUGGGCAACAUGUUUGACGUUAUAGAGCUGACCUAUCCGCACGAGUUCAUAAUUGGAAUAAGUGGAGAGUGUUACAAAUACGAAGGUAGCAAUCCUCACAUAAGAUCUCUCAAAUUCACUACCAACACUAGUGAAUACGGUCCUUUUGGUACCUCCAGUUCCAGCAACGAAAAAUUCUCGUUUAAACUCGGGAGAUCUCCUCAGCUUGGCGGUUUCCAUGGGACUUACGAUGCAUCCGGACUACAGUACAUCGGUUUUUACCUCAGGCCUAAAACAGUUCAACCCAAAAUAGAUAAAAGCAAUGCAAAAGUACUGGAGUCAAAGAUUGUCUUGGGCUAAUAAUAUUUUUUUACUGAAUGUUCACUAUGAACAAACGAUAAUCAAAAUUAUACAUGAAUACAUAUGAAAAUGUCGCUAUAAAUAAAUAAAUUAAUGUAUGGUUCCAUGCAUGAGGAAUAUAGUGUUUUAAUUGAGAAACA